Drosophila sechellia is the source of this 586-nucleotide messenger RNA. RefSeq lists its product as uncharacterized. The transcript has a single exon. The coding region runs from base 7 to 567 and encodes 186 amino acids. Lineage: Eukaryota; Metazoa; Arthropoda; Insecta; Diptera; Drosophilidae. The record is from RefSeq and is a predicted model, not a curated record.
CACACCAUGGAGGACCAACUGCGCAUCUUGAUGGAGCACCAAAACCAAAGUUUCUUGGAAUUGGCAAAAACACUGCAAGCGUCUGUGCGAGAACCGGCACAAAAUGGCGUCGUCACAUUGCCAAAGUUUAACGCCGACAUUCCAGGCGCCGACGCUACUCAAUGGUGCUUUACGGUUGAUAUUAUUGUGGCUGAAAAACCUCUGGAAGGCAGUGCAUUAAUAUUGGCCUUAACAAAAUCGCUGGAAGGAAGUGCGUCCCAAUGGCUGUCAGAAGUGUGCUAUGCUGGUGUGACAUGGUUGGAAUUUAAGCAGUUAUUCCAACAACGCUAUGCAAAUGCAGAGACGCCAGCCGCCAUGUUUUUACAGUUACUGAACAGUCGCCCAGGCAACAGUGAAUGCCUUGCCAUAUAUGCUAGUCGCAUGGUGACGUCACUCGUUUGCAAAUGGAAGGGCUUGGAUACCGAGAGGAUUGCUGUGUCUGUGGUUUUGGGACAUUUGGCCAACUUUGAUCGCCGAUUACAAAGAAUUGCCUACACUGCCGAGAUCAAGAAUAGACGCGACCUAUAGGCUGAGUUGCAGGUCUUCG